This is a messenger RNA of Brachypodium distachyon (stiff brome), 760 nucleotides long. RefSeq names its product 60S ribosomal protein L36-3. Gene Ontology annotation, cellular component: cytosolic large ribosomal subunit; ribosome. Gene Ontology annotation, molecular function: structural constituent of ribosome. The record is from RefSeq and is a predicted model, not a curated record. Lineage: Eukaryota; Viridiplantae; Streptophyta; Magnoliopsida; Poales; Poaceae. Bases 168 to 500 code for a protein of 110 amino acids. Gene Ontology annotation, biological process: cytoplasmic translation. The transcript has 4 exons.
CAUUUUUCAACCACGAUGAGAUCUCAUCGAGCCGGCGAGCAGGUAGUAUAUAUCACACCAUCGUCUUCAAAUCUAGGGUUCCUCCUCGGACGCGGCCGGCGGCUUAGGGUUUUAAUCUGUGUUCGUUCUCAAGUGGCAGGUUAGUAGGAGCGAGUGGGAGACCGGCGAUGGCGCCGUCGCAACCCAAGUCUGGGCUCUUCGUGGGCAUCAACAAGGGCCAUGUCGUUACCAAGCGCGAGCUUCCACCACGCCCGUCCGACCGCAAGGGGAAAAGUACCAAGAGGGUGCUGUUUGUCAGGAACUUGAUUAGGGAGGUUGCUGGAUUUGCUCCCUAUGAGAAACGUAUUACUGAGCUUCUUAAGGUUGGGAAGGACAAGCGUGCACUCAAGGUUGCCAAGAGAAAGCUUGGCACUCACAAGAGAGCAAAGAAGAAGAGAGAGGAGAUGUCUAAUGUCCUUCGGAAGAUGAGGUCUGGUGGUGUUGCUGACAAGAAGAAAUAGAUUAUCCCAAAUGUUGUAUUUCCAGUUCGUAUCUAUAGAAAUUUCUAGCAUAUGGCAAUUGUAUUGGCCCGUAGUCCAUUGUGCUACCAGUUCCGAGUAAAACUAUGAAAUUUUGGUGCUAUCUUCACAAUGUGGUUUCUAUGUUUAGCAGCCUACCUUUUAACCUUUUUAUUACAAAAUAUCUAGUGUAUUUUUCUUCCUUCUAUGAGAUUUUGUACGAGAUAUGUAUGUUGUUUCAAGAAUCGUAUUCCUCUAGGCAA